This is a messenger RNA of Tribolium madens (black flour beetle), 1445 nucleotides long. It is a transcript of the gene Mnr, whose product is annotated as calcium-binding protein P. Bases 231 to 1016 code for a protein of 261 amino acids. The record is from RefSeq and is a predicted model, not a curated record. NCBI's taxonomy places the organism in Eukaryota, Metazoa, Arthropoda, Insecta, Coleoptera, Tenebrionidae. The transcript has 5 exons.
UAACAAGGAUGGGUCCGGAAGCAGGGCCUUGGGCGCCGCAUAGCAAUCUGCGCCGCGAAAGUAGUGCGACCAUGAUUUAAAUGACGUCAGUCAAAAUCCACCGAAAGGUUGACCGCAGUUGAUUCUUUGUAGUGGUAGACAGCAGUGCACCACACUACUUGUGUUGACAGUUGURACAAMCUGAUAAACGAAAAACAAUUGACCAGUGAUAACGUUGAGGAGAUUUUAAGAUGAAGUCGUGGCUCGUGUGUGGAUUAAUACUCGCGUGUUUGGAAUUUGGAGAAUCUUAUUCAAAAUAUGGACGCACAUGUAAAGACAUCGGUUGCCUCAGCAAUGAAGUAUGCGUAAUGGAAACUGACCCUUGCUCUUACUACCAAAGACAAAAUGAAUGUGGAUCUUAUCCUACUUGUAAGAAAAUGAACAAUGCUGGCCCUCCUACAUGCAAAAGCUACGUCUGUCCACCCACAAAAGUAUGCAAAAUGGACGGARCCAYCCCAAAAUGUGUCGACGACCACAGCAAAGUGGGCCGUGUUGGGUAUGAYACUACUGAAUUAAAAAGCGCUGACCAACCCUCUGGAAACAUCUACCCUAAUCUUCCACGAGGUGAAACAACCCCACGACCUAACAUCGGUUACCAAGGGCCUCCCGGUCAAGGUUACCAAGGUGGUCAAAUCGGCUCGGGUUACCCUGGCCAAGCCAAACCUUAUCCUCAAGGGGGGUAUCCUCAACAGACUUACCCCCAACAGCCUUAUCCAGGUUAUAACGGGUACAACGGUUACCCACAAGGAGGUUAUCGUCCUCAACAGAACGGUUAUCCCAACUAUAACUACAAUGGUCAGUACCCAAAUAACAACCAAGGGGGUUAUAAUCCCUAUGGACAAAACCGAUAUGGACAAAAUAGUGGAUCYUCCGGUGGUUUCGUCGAUUCGCUUACAAACGCUUUGAAGAAAUACGGUACGAAUUUGCUCAAAGACGCUAUAACUAAGCAGAUUGCUGGUGGUAAUAAUCGUAAUUAAUUUUUUUGUGUUACAGGGCUAUUCUAUAUGAUUGGUGCGUUUUAUUAUCAGAGGAUUUGGGGAUUUUAAAGCUCAUUUUGUAACGUAAUUUUAUUUUAAGUUGUGUUGAUAUUUUUUAAUAAAGUUUUAAAAUCCUUUAAACGUUUUCUUGGUGAGUAUUUGGUGGUAGUCUGUGGUCGCUCAAAUUUAUUGGCCUUUUGUGUCACUAACUGCACUGUUGAGAAUAGCCUUUUAACACAAUUUCUUGCCAAUUUCUGUGUGUAAUAUGUUGUUUCUUUUUUAAAAAAUAAUGAAUACAAGUAGGUACAAAAUUAAUUUGUAUGCUAAUAAGCUGCCUUUCUAGCCUCUUCUCCUCAUUUUCCUUAGUUCGCUCGAUGUACGUAUUUUUGUAUUUAUUUUGUUUGUCCGAUAAUAAAUUAAAAUACGUCC